Lotus japonicus is the source of this 825-nucleotide messenger RNA. Its product is annotated as flavanone 3-dioxygenase 3. NCBI's taxonomy places the organism in Eukaryota, Viridiplantae, Streptophyta, Magnoliopsida, Fabales, Fabaceae. The record is from RefSeq and is a predicted model, not a curated record. The coding region runs from base 31 to 825 and encodes 264 amino acids. The transcript has 2 exons.
CAGGUUGUGAAGCAUGGGGUUAGUGAGGCAAUGCUAGAUGAUGCUCUAAGUGUGGCUGGCAAAUUCUUUGAUUUGCCGACAAGAGAGAAGAUGAAGUUAAUGUCAAACGAUGUGCACAAGCCAGUGAGGUGCGGAACGAGCUUAAAAGAUGGGAUUGACAAAGUCCAAUUUUGGAGGGUUUUUCUCAAACACUAUGCUCACCCUUUGAAGGAUUGGAUUCACUUGUGGCCACAAAACCCACCAGACUACAGGGAAAAGAUGGGGAGAUAUUGUGAAGAAGUGAAGAAAGUGGGGUUAGAGGUGAUGGAAGCAGUGAUUGAGAGUCUUGGACUAAAAAACCCAACAAACCUGACCAAAAAGAUUGAAGAUGGGAUGCAAGUGAUGGCAGUGAACUGCUACCCACCCUGCCCAGAGCCAGAGAUUGCACUUGGCCUCCCACCGCAUUCUGACUACAGCUGCCUCACCAUUCUCUACCAAAGCUGCCCUGGCCUUGAGAUAAUGGACUUUGAGGAUGGAACUUGGAAGGCAAUCCCACACAUUCCUGGUGCCCUUCAAGUGCAUGUGGGUGACCACUUUGAGGUCCUCAGCAAUGGUUUGUACAAGAGUGUGGUGCACAGGGCUACACUUAACAGUGUCAGAACCAGGAUCUCCAUUACUUGCUUGUUCAGUUUGGGGAUAGAUGAUAAGAUGGAGUCCGCUAUAGAGCUUGUGGAUGAUCAGCAUCCUCAGAAGUAUAGGGAAAGCAGCUUUAGGGAUUUUCUUAACUUUCUGGCAAACAAUGACAUUGCUGAAGGGAAGAACUUCAUUGACAUCCUCAAGAUCUAG